UCAGGCUGCGCACCUCGCGCGUCUUAGCAUCCAUCUCCAUAGCGAAGCACUGAUCCUCCACGAGCACUGUGAUGAAACGGAAAAGAACGUGUGCCUGUCACCACAGAAAUGAGUGAGCGGUCUUCCAGUCACUCAGUGAAGCUUGUGUCCUUGGCCCAAUCACUGUCCCAGCUUGGGUUUGAGGCCGCCAAUGGAAGCCCCGUCAGCCCCCCCGACGAUGACGAGCCCCCUCCUCCGGAGUCCGGCAUCGAGCUAGGCCCUGGACUAUUUUUCUCCGAUGGCAAGAGAAAAGUUGACUAUGUCCUUUGCUACAAAUACAAAAAAAAGCCAUCCAAAGCACGCCUUUCAAUUAUCUCCAAUGGGACUGUGCCCGUUUCGAUUACGGGCCGCUGUGAGGUGGAGUCUGGGGAUGGAGGUGCUCCUGCAGGAGAGGUGGAGGAGUCAAAGCUGACUGAGGAGGAAAAGGCUUUAAUGAGGGAGGAGUUUGAAGCGGGUCUAAUGGAAGCAGGACUACAGCUACAGCGUGAUAAAGAGAGGGCUAAAGGCAUAGGGUUUAUCCGGCUUCACAUCCCAUGGCCAAUACUCAGUCGAGAAGCGGAGCUCCAGAAGAUCAAAGUGGCUGUGAAGAAGAAGUGUGAAUUGCGGAAACGGAUGGGAAUUGCUGGGAUGUGGGAUUCCAUUAUGAACAAAAUCAGCACACCGUUUCUCCCGGAUGUUCCUGACUGUGAGGUCCAGAGAGACUCACAGACACGUGUCCACUUCAAAACCCUCAAACAUCCUUUUAUCAGAGACAAGCUCCACCUGUAUGACAUCAAGUCAACAGAAACCUUAUUUGACAAUGCAACACGCAGCAGAAUAGUGGCUGAGAUUAUUUCCCGCACUGUCUGCAGUCGAACUUGCCAAACCACUGGCAUCAACUCAUUAUUGGCUCAGGGUGUCUACGACUCUGCCUUCCCUCUGCAUGAUGGGUCGUUCACAAGGAGAGGGCGUAGAGAUCAGCGAAAUGACAGACAGCUCCUCCAUGAAGAAUGGGCCAACUAUGGAGUCAUGUAUAAAUACCAGCCGGUCGACUUGAUCAGGAAGUACUUUGGAGAGCAGAUUGGGUUGUAUUUUGCCUGGCUCGGUGUCUAUACUCAGCUCCUCAUCCCCCCCUCUGUGCUGGGCAUCAUUGUCUUCCUGUACGGUUUAUUCACUGUGGAUACCAAUGUGCCAAGCCAGGAGACAUGUGAUGACCACCAUAACAUCACCAUGUGUCCACUGUGUGACGGAGUGUGUGACUACUGGCUCCUGAGCUCCGUCUGCUCACUGACCAGAGCGUCGUACCUGUUCGACAAUGGAGUAACUGUCCUCUUUGCCAUCUUCAUGUCUCUGUGGGCUGCCUGUUUCCUCGAGCACUGGAAGAGGCGCCAAAUGUGUCUGAAACAUAUGUGGGACCUUACAAGCCUUGAGGAUGAGGAGGAGCGAGUCCAGGAGGAGCUGAGGCCUGAAUAUGAAGAAGCUCUGCUGGAGAAAAAAGCAAAGGUGAAAGAACUGUCAAAGAAAAAGAUGGCUCAAAUUGGGGAUGGUAUAGAUGGAGAAAAAGACCAAAUGCUGACCUCACAGCUUGAACCAGAGUCCCUGGAGAUUGAGGAUCACCUUUCAGGGUAUCUCAUCAAUGUGUCCACUUUACUACUGCUGAUCUUCGCCACCUUCUCAGCAGUUUUCGGGGUGGUGGUUUAUCGUAUCUGCAUGUUGAGUGUGUGGUCCAUGAACCCUGACCCUGAAGCCAAGGCCAGCGUGAGGAUGACCGUCACCACCACAGGCAUCAUCCUCAACAUGCUCGUUGUUCUGGUGAUGGAAGAGGUCUACGGAUCCAUCGCUGUGUGGCUGACUGAACUGGAACUUCCUAAGACAAAGGAAGAGUUUGAAGAGAAGCUGAUCUUUAAGUCUUUCUUCCUCAAGUCCAUGAACUCCUUUGCACCUAUUUUCUAUGUGGCCUUCUUCAAGGGCAGGUUUGUUGGGCGGCCUGGGGACUAUGUUUACGUCUUUGGAGAUUAUCGCAUGGAGGAGUGCGCCCCGCCAGGCUGCCUCAUCGAGUUGUGCAUCCAGCUUAGCAUGAUCAUGCUGGGAAAGCAGCUCAUCCAAAACAAUGUAUUUGAGGUUCUCAUACCUAAGCUGAAAAAGAUGUACAGAACGAUACAGGAAGAAAAGGGAAAGAAAAGAGCAGCACAGGAUGAGGAUUCUGUAGCAGAAGAGAAGAGGCCGAAGCAACAAUUUGACAAAGACUUCACCCUUGAACCCUAUGAAGGGGUGACUCCAGAGUACAUGGAAAUGAUAAUCCAGUAUGGGUUUGUGACUCUGUUCGUGGCCUCCUUCCCGCUGGCGCCAGCGUUCGCUCUGCUCAACAACGUCAUUGAAAUCCGCCUCGAUGCUGCAAAGUUUGUCACUGAGCUCAGGCGGCCUGAUGCUGUGAGGUGUAAAGACAUAGGGAUUUGGUACAACAUACUCUGUGGAAUCAGCAAGUUUUCUGUCAUUACCAAUGCGUUUGUCAUCUCCUUCACGUCAGAGUUUGUUCCACGAAUGGUCUACCAGUACAUGUACAGUGAAAAUGGCACCAUGAAGGGCUUCACAGAGCACUCACUGUCCUACUUUAAUGUCACCAACUUCCCACCGGGCAGUGCGCCCACCUCCACCCUCAUCACCGGAGUCUCUAUGUGCAGGUAUAAGGACUACAGAGACCCACCGUGGGACUCUCAUGCCUACACCUUCUCUAAACAGUACUGGUCUGUCCUGGCUGCAAAAUUGGCCUUUGUAAUAUUCUUCCAGAACUUUGCAAUGUUCCUCAGCAUGUUGGUGGCCUGGAUGAUCCCAGACGUGCCGCGAUCUCUGCGGGAACAGCUGAAGAAAGAGAACAUGAUGCUGAUGGAGUUUCUGCUGAAUCAAGACCAAGGAGCACGUGCCAAAUCUCACUCCCCCGAACACUCAAUCUCCUGCUAUCCCGCCAUAGAAAUUGUGGUGGAGGAACCAAUGGGAAAACUACAAGAGCCGCAAGUGGAGGAGGACGAGGACGAAGAAAGGGUUGAAAGCAAUCUGGAUGGACUCAGAAGUAACAGUGACAGUGAUCUAGAGGUUGGGAGGUCUUCCGAAGAAGUUGAAGAGAAGGGAAAGGAGCAGCAAGGAGAGGAAGGAGAAGAUAAAGGUGUAGUAGAAGAGGUAGAAGAAAAAGAGAAGGAAAAAGAUGAAAAGGGGGAUACUGAGCAAGAGGUAGGAGAAGAAACAGUCGAAGGAGAAGAAAACAAAGGGGACAAAGUGGAAGUAGAAGAAAACAAAGGGGACGAAGUGGAAGGAGAAGAAAACAAAGGGGACAAAGUGGAAGGAGAAGAAAACAAAGGGGACGAAGUGGAAGGAGAAGAAAACAAAGGGGACAAAGUGGAAGGAGAAGAAAACAAAGGGGACGAAGUGGAAGUAGAAGAAAACAAAGGGGACGAAGUGGAAGGAGAAGAAAACAAAGGGGACGAAGUGGAAGGAGAAGAAAACAAAGGGGACGAAGUGGAAGGAGAAGAAAACAAAGGGGACGAAGUGGAAGGAGAAGAAAACAAAGGGGACGAAGUGGAAGUAGAAGAAAACAAAGGGGACGAUAAGGGAGUAGAAGAAAACAAAGGGGACGAAGUGGAAGGAGAAGAAAACAAAGGGGACGAAAAGGGAGUUACGGAGACGGAGGUUCAUUUUGAGGAAUUUACUGUGGAUCUGGACGCCUUCAUGAGUCAGCUGGGUCUGUUAGAUGAUGAGCCCUUACCAAGCACAGCCAGAGAGACAGAGCUCCCCCGCUCAGAGUCCAAACAGGAACACCAGAAGGAGCAGAUGCCUCCUUCACAUCCAUCGUCUAAAAGAGGCUCAUCCCUGAGUCUGAGUGGCUCCAGGGCAGAACUGACACCAUCAGAUAUUGACACGAGGCCGUUCUCCUUAAUUGCUCCUCCUCCCAAAGAGCAAGUCUCAAGGGCCAAGUCCAAGACCCUGCCUUCUCGUCAAAGAGAGUCGGAGGCUUGUUACAGCCUGCCGCGGCCCAGCCACUCCACCAGCCUCACCAGGCUCCAGCAGGCGGCCACAAGUAUUCCCCUGGUCCCACUGGGCUCUUCAUUACCAGCCUCAAGCAACCAAUUAUCUCCCCCCCACAGACCUGUGUCACCAUCACCUCCUCAUCCUGCGGAGUCUCUAUCGGCCCAGCAGCCCCAAGCCCCCAUUGAACUAUUCGCGCUGAAAGGCCCCCCCCCUCAGCAGCCACGCUCCAGGGGCAAAGCCCGGUGCUCCACUCUGCCUCCCCGACAGAGAGCCCCCGGUCCUGAGGAGAGCUCCAUCAAGCCUAGCCAGUCCACCAGCUUUACAAACCUGGGGGACCGCAUCCCCCCCUCCCCCAGUGAACUGAAGCACAACUCACCAGUAUGAGAGAGCUGGAAGGGAAAGGGACAGAGGGGGUCAGAGGGAGGGGGAGGACUAUCCAGAUUAGCCCCUCUGUGACUGGAGCCUCACCCCUCCGUCUGUCCUCCCUUAAUACCUGGGGUCUGAAGAGUAACCACCUAGAAACACUGAGCGUGCUUUUAUCCACUCAUAGGUUUAGGGCUGACAAAGGGAGUGCUGGACAAUUCAGAGAAAGCAGCUCUGAAACUCUCCCUCUCGUGCCAGAAAACAUUACCACUGGAACUUUGACUCUUUCUAUUCCUGCUGACUUUUUUUGGGGUUUGUUUUUUUGUUGGUUUAUUUUCACAGCUAAAUAGCCACUGCUCCUCUACCAUUUUCUGUCCCACACAUGCAGCAGUGCUGCCUUGCAGACCAGAGGAAGAUGGAAAUAUAUACAGCACCGCUAGUUUCAACACUUAUGCCUGUAGAUACCGUUUAUUUCUAGAGGUUUUGAUAUAUAAAAAAAUGUGAUUUAUAAUAAA
Molecule: messenger RNA, 4916 nt
Organism: Trematomus bernacchii (emerald rockcod)
Lineage: Eukaryota; Metazoa; Chordata; Actinopteri; Perciformes; Nototheniidae
Gene: ano2a
Product: anoctamin-1
Biological process (GO): chloride transmembrane transport
Cellular component (GO): plasma membrane
Molecular function (GO): chloride channel activity; protein dimerization activity
Source: RefSeq, a predicted model, not a curated record